This is a messenger RNA of Closterium sp. NIES-67, 1773 nucleotides long. The record is from the annotation of a GenBank genome assembly. Lineage: Eukaryota; Viridiplantae; Streptophyta; Zygnematophyceae; Desmidiales; Closteriaceae.
GCAUUAUCCUGUCCUGAUUUGCAGUCUGGCACUCGUUAUUUGGCAGCAUAGGCUCCUGCCGUUAGUCACUUCUCGCUGAUCAGAAAAAACGUCAUGGCUGGUGGCGAGGAGAAAGCCGUAGAGAAGGCAGGUGAUGCUGACGUGGACAUGGCGGAAGGCCCGGAUUUAGGGAAGUCAGACUCAGAUUUAGACGACGGUGGUAAUGGCGAAAAGGAGGACAUGGAGGACAGCGAUAAAGAUGAUAGCGAGGAUGACGAUAGCGAGGAUGAGGCGAAGGAGGCAGCGGAGGAGGCGGAGCGAAAGGCUCUGAUUGGCGAAGUUAAAGGCCGCAUCGCAUCGAAUCCGUACGACUAUCAGGCUCACGUUCAGCUGAUCGCCCUUCUGCGGCGCAGCAGCAUGCUGGAGGAGCUGCGGGCAGCACGGGAGGCCAUGAACGCGCUGUAUCCGCUGUCCCCCGCCAUGUGGCAGCAGUGGGCGCACGAUGAGACCAGCCUCAUUGCCUCAGAUGCUGACGUGGCAAAGGUGGAAGCUCUGUACCAGCGUGGAGUGGAGGAGUAUGUGUCCCCCUCUCUCUGGCAGGCUUACCUCUCGUUCCUCACGGCCCACCACCCCGCCAUCACCACACGCACGCCCGAGGGCCUCAAGCUGUUCAGGGGCACAGCAGAGCAGGCGUUAACCCAGGCUGGGUUGCACCUGGGGGAGGGCGCAUCUGUCUGGGGGACGUACAGGGGACUUGAGAUGGAGGUCUUGAUAAAUGUGAGGAAAGGGGAGGAGGAGGGGAAGGGGGGUUUGGGAGAGGAGGAAAGGACGAAGCAGGCCACCCGGGUGCGCGCGCUUUUCCAUCGCCAGCUGGCGGUGCCUCAUUUGCAGCUGCCUGCCACGCUGGCCGCGUACCUGGCUUGGGAGGAGAAGGAAGGAGGGGAGAAGCUUCCUGCUGACCCUCCUCCGCCCUCCUCCGCCGCCUCUCCCUCUUCCCCGGACGCUCAGAAGCUUCCAGGAAGCGUCAAGGCGGCGUAUUUGAAAGCGGAAAAGAUGGGAGGGGAAGGUGGUGCAGGUGGUGGGAGUGGUGGUGGUGCUGUGGCUACUUUUGACAAGAGUGAUGAGCUGAUGCUGGCAUACACGGAGUACCUGGCGUUGGAGGCGGCCAGUGGCGACAUGCCACGUCAGCAGGCCAUGCACGAGAGGAUGGUCACGGCUCUGCCUGUGGUCUUUGACGUGUGGCUCAAGUACAUCGACCUCGUUGACCACAAAUUGAAGGUGCCUUCUGUAGUGCGCUCAGUUUAUUUCCGGGCAGCCCGAAACUGCCCGUGGGUCGGCUCUCUUUGGACUCGCUACCUCCUUGCACUUGAGCGACUGGGGGCCGCUGAUGCUGACAUGGCAGAGGUCUUCGAGAAGGCCCUUGUGUCUGGCGUCCAGUCUGCAGAUGAGUAUUUCGACAUCUUCCUCACCCGCUUGGAUGGCUUGAGGCGCCACCUGCUGCCUCCUGAGUCUUCUAAAGGCGCUCUUAAAGGGGCGUCUCUUAGCGAGGAUGAAAGGUCAAAACUUAAAGACACUCUUCGGGCUACUUUCGAGCGCGCCUCUGCCUUCAUGGCGUCUUACUUCCCCGACCACCAGCAAGCGCUGCUGCAGCUGGCGGGGUACCAGGCGCACAUUGAGGCUCACUUGGCGGGGGCAGCAGGCGCAACUGGAAUGGUGGGAGAAGGUGGUGCAGCUGGGAGGGGCGUUUGGGAGCAGUUCGUGAAGAAGCAUUGAGACUAAAAGGGGGAGCUUUCA